Molecule: messenger RNA, 222 nt
Organism: Pleurotus ostreatus (oyster mushroom)
Lineage: Eukaryota; Fungi; Basidiomycota; Agaricomycetes; Agaricales; Pleurotaceae
Source: the annotation of a RefSeq genome assembly
AUGUUAGCAGCAGCAAAAUACAUAGGAGCAGGAUUAGCUUGCUCAGGAUUAAUUGGAGCCGGAGCCGGAAUCGGUUUAAUCUUCUCUUCUUUAAUCGCAUCUACUGCAAGAAACCCUCAAAUAAGAGGACAAUUAUUCUCUUACGCAAUCCUUGGAUUCGCUUUAGCAGAAGCUACAGGAUUAUUCUCACUUAUGAUUGCUUUCUUAUUAUUAUACUCAUAA